CGCAGGUGCAGGUGCGGCAUCCCACCUCUCUACCCCCGGGAGCAUCGCGCGGGGCGGCCAUGGCGCGAGGAGACAUCCCGCAGGACAGCUACCACCUGGUCGGGGUCAGCUUCUUUAUCCUUGGGCUGGGCACGCUCCUUCCCUGGAACUUUUUCAUCACGGCCAUCCCGUACUUCCAGGGGCGGCUGGCGGGGGCCAACAGCACGAUUGUGACCUUGAGCACCAACCACACUGGCCCUGCAGACACCUUCAACUUCAACAACUGGGUGACGCUGCUGUCCCAGCUGCCCCUGCUGCUCUUCACGCUCCUCAACUCCUUCCUGUACCAGUGCAUCCCUGAGACGGUGCGGAUCCUGGGCAGCCUGCUGGUCAUCCUCCUGCUCUUUGCCCUCACGGCGGCGUUGGUCAAGGUGGACAUGACACCCGGACCCUUCUUCUCCAUCACCAUGGCCUCUGUCUGGUUCAUCAACUCCUUCUGUGCAGUUCUGCAGGGCAGCCUCUUUGGACAGCUGGGCACCAUGCCCUCCACCUACAGCACCCUCUUCCUCAGCGGCCAGGGCCUGGCUGGGAUCUUUGCUGCUCUUGCCAUGCUCAUGUCCAUGGCCAGCGGCGUGGAUGCCCAGACCUCGGCCCUGGGGUACUUCAUCACACCCUGCGUGGGCAUCUUCGUGUCCAUCGUGUGUUACCUGAGCCUGCCCUACAUGGAGCUGGCCCGCUACUACCUGGCCAGGAAACCAUCGCUGGCACAAGGUCAGGAGCUGGAGACCAAAGCUGAACUCCUCCGGUCUGAUGAGAAGAACGGGAUUCCCAACAGCCCUCAGAAGGCAGCCCUGACUCUGGAACUUGACCCUGAGAAGGAGCCAGAGCAGGAGCCUGAAGAAACCCAGAAGCCAGGAAAACCUUCCGUUUUCAUUGUCUUCCGAAAGAUCUGGCUGACAGCGCUGUACCUUGUGUUGGUCUUCACAGUCACCCUGUCUGUCUUCCCCGCCAUCACAGCCAUGGUGACCAGCUCCACCAGCCCUGGGAAGUGGAGUCAGUUCUUCAACCCCAUCUGCUGCUUCCUGCUCUUCAACAUCAUGGACUGCCUGGGCCGGAGCCUGACCUCGUACUUCAUGUGGCCGGACCAGGACAGCCGGCUGCUGCCCCUGCUGGUCUGCCUUCGCGUCCUGUUCAUUCCGCUCUUUAUGCUGUGCCACGUGCCCCAGAGGUCCCGGCUGCCUACCCUCUUCCCCCAGGACGCCUACUUCAUCACCUUCAUGAUGGUCUUCGCUGUUUCCAAUGGUUACCUGGUGUCUCUCACCAUGUGCCUGGCGCCCAGGCAGGUGCUGCCACACGAGAGGGAGGUGGCCGGCGCCCUCAUGACCUUCUUCCUGGCCCUGGGGCUGUCCUGCGGAGCCUCCCUCUCCUUCCUCUUCAAGGCGCUGCUCUGAAGGCCCCGUGGAGGGCUCUCCCAGCCGCUCUCUUCUCGCCGCCCCUUCGCAGCCGAGACCCAGGGCAGAGGAGUGGCGAGCCGGAUCAGGCUCUGCUGGGCCGGGGCCCCUUGGUCUGGAGGUGCCAGGAGGAGGCAGGUGCCGUUUCCUUCCCGGCUUCCUCGGGGUGCUGCGAGGAAGACCUCACCACCGGUCAUUCCAACCCUCCCCCAGG
Molecule: messenger RNA, 1644 nt
Organism: Myotis davidii
Lineage: Eukaryota; Metazoa; Chordata; Mammalia; Chiroptera; Vespertilionidae
Gene: SLC29A2
Product: solute carrier family 29 (equilibrative nucleoside transporter), member 2
Exons: 12
Coding region: 60-1430 (456 amino acids)
Biological process (GO): adenine transport; guanine transport; nucleoside transmembrane transport
Cellular component (GO): basolateral plasma membrane; plasma membrane
Molecular function (GO): nucleoside transmembrane transporter activity
Source: RefSeq, a predicted model, not a curated record